GUUAGAUUUGAAUGUGCGGCUCGCGGAGGGAACGCGCAGCGCCUCGCGCGACACUCACAGUGAGACCUCGACAACAACAACAUCAACAACAACAUCAUCAACAUCAUCAUCAACAACAACAUCAUCAACAACAUCACGAACAGUGGCAACAACAUCGUCAUCCUCAAGUGCGACACCAUCACCACGAUCAUCCCCAUCGGUGAAAUCUGCACCACCACCGCCACCAUCAUCACCACCAUCACCGCUACCACCAUCACCACUACCACCAGCACCACCACCAUCACCACCACCACCAGCACCACCGCCACCACCACCACCGCCACCACCAUCAUCACCGCCACCAGCACCACCACCAUCAUCACCGCCAACAUCAUCACCACCGCUACCACCAUCAUCACCGCCACCGCCGCCCUCGUGAUGCCUACGCCAGGGUGAGUGUGGGCCCGGCCCAGCCACGCAGUCGUCACAGUCCCUCGUGUGACAAGAGGCACAGCACUCGCGGCCACCAUCAGUGGCCUGCCGAUUGAUAUCAGGAGCGGCCCAGGGCAGCGCACGUGGCGCGGUGUAAAGGCACCGGGAGACACAAAGACGGCCCGGCCUGCUGGUGGGAGCUUCACCGCCGUCUUAAGGGCCAUGGGCGGGCAAACACAAUAGCAACGAGAGACAUUUACAUCCAGUUCGCUUCGCUUCCCCAGAGGCAUCUUCGCCACGCCGGUGCCGCCCGGGUGGAGCCAUGAAGUUAAAGGGACAAGGCUGUCUGCUGGACAUCACCAACUCCCCGGUCACUGCCUCCACCACACCACUCGGCACCAAGGUCUGGGGUCCGGGUUCCAAGGCGCCCGCAGGGCCCGGGCGGGCCGAGGAGCAAGCAUUCAUCACGGACGAGACCUUCGACUUUGACUUUGUGCUGUCGCCGACCAGUCAGGAGAGGGGGGACGAGGGGGACGUGGAGGAGGAGGAGGACGACGACGACGAGGUGUUCUUCGGGCCGAUGGGCCACCGGGAGAAGUGCAUCGUGGUGGGCAAGGGGCUGCAGCAGCAGGACCUGGGCCCCGAGCCACACUGGAGUCCCCUGAGCGGAGACAAGUUUGUGCAGGUCUGCAAGGAGGCGACGCUGCUGGCGCUGCACAUGGAGAAGGCGAGCAUCGCCGGGGAGGCCCCCGCGGCGGGUCACGUCGCUCGGUCGAGCAGAAGCAAGGCCAGGGCCAGGGUGGUGGAGAGGUUCGUGGAGGAGUCUUGCUCCAAGCUCAAGCUAACGGCCCAGCCCCAGCCUCGCACCCCCCGCCAGGAAACCUCUCUGCCGCGAGGACCGGCGCCCGGGACCGGCGAUUGUCCAGACUCUGACCGUCGAGUGGCCGGGGAUGGCGAGGAGGGGGAGGUGAGCGGAGCCAGCCCCGAAUCGGAACGGCCACAACCGCAGCCGUCGACCAACGCGACACGCGCCGGCGCUCUGCAACUACCGUCGUGCACCUCGGCAGUCACGGCAACGCAGGCGAGCGACGACGGCGGAGAGGAGAGGCCUCUCCUCAGCUGCCCCGUGUUGGAGGACGACACAUUGGACGCGCCGGCGCUGUCGAGCCUGCCCCUUCCCAGCCGCACCAAGCUGCGGCGAGCGCUGGGACUCAGGCCGCCGGCCCCCGUGGGAGGGACGCGGCCCCCGCCGGGGCAGCAGAAGGUCUCGUCCUCGUCCUCCUCUGGCUCGUGCUCCUCGCUGCUCGGCCUCGGCUCGAGCCGCCGAGCCUCCCCCCGCGGUUCCGCCGCCGCCGCCACCGGCGGCGGGCGCCUACGGGGCGCGCUUCGACUGCCGACGGGCCAUCCGGUCCAACCGGGGGGACUCCCCCGCCCGUUGUCCCUCUCCGGUCAGCAGGCGCCGGCGUCCAAGAGCCAUCCCGCGAGGAGGGCGACGUCCGCGCUUCCCAGCGGGCGCGCGGGCUCCGCGUCGGAGGGCUCGGCCAUCGCGGGCGGCGAGCGGGUGCCGACCGCGGGCCGGCCGGCCCGACGCGGGCCCCAACUGGACGGCGGGAGGGCGGCGGCGGGAGGGGAAGGCCGGGGGACGCCGGUUGCGCCGAGCGGAACCGGGAACGUCGCCCGCGCCGUCGGGACGGGCUCCGCUCGUCACCCCGCGACGCCCAGCAAGGAGGGGGGGCGCGGGUCGGCAGCCGCGUUGUCCGGUGACGCCGUCUCGGGGGAAGCGCGGGGCGUAUGCCGAGCGGGCAAACCGCGUGGCGUCGCAGCUGGCGUCGCAGCUGGCGGCAAACUCCCAGAGGCGGGGACGCCCGUGAAGCUGCUGCGGGGACAGAGGCUCUCGGCCCUCGGCUCGACGGACAGGCCACCGGCCGUGUUUGUGACUCCAUCAAAGCCGCCCCCCCGCUCCGCGAUGCCGACGCCUGUGGCGGGGUCACGGGGGGGGGCGGUGGUGCCGCCGGGGUCGACGCCGGCGUCCGCAACUCGCCGGCGCUCGUGUAUCCCGGCCAUCACGCCGAUCCGCACGCCGGCCUCGCUGAGACCCCGGCGCGACCCAGACGGCAUCGCCGCCGCCGUCGCCGUCGCCGUGCGAGCGGACGCCGAGGGGAAGGCCACGGACACGCGAGCUCCCUCCCAGCUCUUGUUCUCCCCGCCAGCCACGGAGAGUCUGCACGCAACCACGAGGGGGGGGGGGCGCCCCUCUUCGUGUCGCCGCAGCUCCCGUACCGGCGCCAGCGCACCGCUGAUUAGCCCCGUGGGGGUGGAGCGUCGCGUCGCGAAGGGAGCAGUCCCCGUUGAGGCGUCUUCGUCGAUCGUCUCCCUGAGCCCGGACAGCGACGUCCCCCUCCAGAACGUGGUCGUCAACCUGUUUGGAACCGCGACGGCGCUGGAGCAGCUGGAGUCGUUGCUUCCUGCGGAGACCUUUGCCUCGCAAGGGGAAGCGAGCGGUGACCUCCUGCGUGGGUUUGCGGCUGAGAAGUCGACCCAGGCGGAGGAGCGACCCCUCAUCGACCUCUCCGACAGCCCCGAGGCUCGAGAUGGAGGCGGCGGCGGCGGCAGUGGCAGUUCCAAGGAGCUCAUCGACCUGAGCUCCCCGCUCAUCAAUCUGGGUCAGAAGUCAUCGGCGGAGUGCCUCCUGAUCAACAUCGACUCCCCGCUGCUCAAGUUCUGAGCGUGCGGGCCAGGGCCCCACCGUCUCGACUCCCUCCUGCCCGCCCGCCUGCUACUGUACCCCCAUUGCGGCGGGCCUGGGCUGGAAUUGGCACUGUAUCCUGCUAGGUGGAAGAAAAAAAUCUGCAGUCUCUUAAAGGUGAAGAAAGUGUCUUAUUGAUGUUUAUAUUGGUGGUGUCUCCUUGUCUACUCAUCUCUCUAGCCGUGUUAUAAUGUCUUGCAUGUCAUUAUUUUAGUUGUGUGUUUAGUUUUUAAAAAAAGAGCCAAUUAAAG
Molecule: messenger RNA, 3408 nt
Organism: Lethenteron reissneri (Far Eastern brook lamprey)
Lineage: Eukaryota; Metazoa; Chordata; Hyperoartia; Petromyzontiformes; Petromyzontidae
Gene: GTSE1
Product: G2 and S-phase expressed 1
Cellular component (GO): microtubule cytoskeleton
Molecular function (GO): microtubule binding
Source: RefSeq, a predicted model, not a curated record